Messenger RNA from Drosophila ananassae, 847 nucleotides. It is a transcript of the gene Lipt2, whose product is annotated as putative lipoyltransferase 2, mitochondrial. The record is from RefSeq and is a predicted model, not a curated record. NCBI's taxonomy places the organism in Eukaryota, Metazoa, Arthropoda, Insecta, Diptera, Drosophilidae. The transcript has a single exon. Gene Ontology annotation, cellular component: mitochondrion. Gene Ontology annotation, molecular function: lipoyl(octanoyl) transferase activity. Gene Ontology annotation, biological process: protein lipoylation. The coding region runs from base 88 to 786 and encodes 232 amino acids.
CAACCCCUAGUGUUGGUAAACACCUUGAUGAACGAUGCUGCCCGUACCAAAAGUCACUAAUUCUAUCUUGAAAGGAUUAACGGAAAUAUGUCCACAAGCCGGCCCCUAGUCACUGUGGUCCGGGCCGGGCACCAUAGUUACACUGCGGGACUGAAGCUACAGAAACACCUGGCGAAGAGCAAGCAAAAUAUAGAUGAUUUUGCGGAAUUUCGUAACUACCUUGUUCUCCAAGAGCACGAUCCUGUCUACACCAUAGGAAUACGGACGAAGGGUUACACCGAGGCCGAUGAGGAGAGGCUGCGAAAGCUAGGGGCCGACUUCCAUCGCACGGAUCGCGGCGGCUUGAUCACAUUUCAUGGGCCUGGUCAGUUGGUUGCCUAUCCGAUCCUGCACCUGCAUCAGUUCAAGCUCACCAUGCGCAACUAUGUUGGCACGCUGGAGCGCAUGGUAAUCGAAACCUGUAAGAAUCUUGGAAUUCCAAACGCUAACACAACGAAGGAUACGGGAAUCUGGGUGGGCGACUAUAAGAUCUGCGCCAUCGGCGUCCAUGGUUCGCGUUACGUCACAACUCAUGGCAUCGGUCUCAACUGCUGCACCGACCUCAAGUGGUUUGAACACAUAGUGCCCUGCGGCAUUGAGGGUAAGGGCGUCACUUCCUUGAGUAAGGAACUGGAUCGGCACGUCGGUACAGAGGAAGCUAGUCGAACGCUUCUUAAAAGCUUUUCCCAAGUAUUUGACUGUCGCCUGGAGGAGCAGGCGGACUCCAGAGUUUGUGAUACCAUUUAGAAACCCACACGUGUACUUACUAGCUAAAGCAAUUAAUUAAAAUAUCUAUUUAUUAGUUAAA